Messenger RNA from Blastomyces dermatitidis ER-3, 2292 nucleotides. Its product is annotated as mitochondrial outer membrane protein iml2. The record is from RefSeq and is a predicted model, not a curated record. Gene Ontology annotation, cellular component: nucleus; cytosol; mitochondrial outer membrane. NCBI's taxonomy places the organism in Eukaryota, Fungi, Ascomycota, Eurotiomycetes, Onygenales, Ajellomycetaceae. Bases 1 to 2292 code for a protein of 763 amino acids. The transcript has 6 exons.
AUGUUUCGAGUGGGAACAUGGCUGUACAACAAGGCAGCUCCGACGAGCGCCUCCACGCAGUCGCUUGAUGCACUGGCAGAGUCACAAGAUCUUGAGAGUGCUCUUCGAGCUGCUACUUACAUCAUGAAUGAUGACGUUGACGCUGCUGAAGAGGGUCUAAACAAGGGUGAUUCUUCUUUCCAUAAGCUUGGAAAAGGAAUCGUCUCGUUCGUGCGGGCUACAUUGGGUUUUGAGCAGGAAAUCAUGCGCCUUGCGGGCGAACGGCUAUCUGAGGCGGAAACGUCCGCGUCAAAUGAUUACCAUAAAGCUCAACAUAAUUCCCAUGCCCUCAAUGCGUACCGGUCGCCGAUUUAUAAUCCUGGGACUGAAUAUCUUCUAUGCCGAAGUAUGGCGCAGCUUAUGGCUGCUCUGGUUGGAAUCCUUAACGAAAGCCUAACGGAGAGCAUCAAGGCUUUCUACAAACUAAGGAAAGCGUACAUCGCAUUAGAUAGUAUAAUGCAGAUGGAGGAGAAAUAUCUGCAAGCGGAAGCUACAAAGAAGAUGGCCUCCUCGACCAUCUCGUUGUCGCCUAGCCUCCCUCUAGCAUUGUCCGCGGAGCCGUCAGAAAAUGGAAAGCACAAGCUAAAAACUCCUGGAAUAGAAGCCGACGGGGCUUCAGACUCCAUGCUCAAAAAUUCACAUUCGUCACGCAAUGAAACUCCUAUACCCUCAGUUCAGAGUGGCGAGCGAAGACUUACCAACGAUUUUGCGGGGCGCUCUCUUGCGGAAGCUGAAAAACUAUCGUCACGGCCUUCUGAGAGCCUUUCAUCCUCAACACCACACCUGGACCACGAUCCCGAUUCAGAUUUAUUUACAAAUCCUGUGGAUGUAUUUGUCCAUUCCGGCGCGAACCUCUGCUUUGGGCUUUUGCUGCUCCUUAUCUCGAUGGUUCCGCCUGCAUUUUCAAAAUUGCUCUAUAUUGUGGGCUUUAGAGGAGAUCGAACCCGUGGUCUUCAGAUGCUAUGGCAAGCUAGCAAAUUCAAUAAUUUAAAUGGUGCCAUUGCCGGUCUGGCCCUGCUGGCGUACUAUAAUGGGUUUAUUCGAAAUUGCGACAUCAUCGACGACUCUCCAAAUGAAACCGAAGACGGCACGGACAGCUAUUCGGAACGUCGACUCUCUGCUUUAUUGUCAGAAAUGAGGAAUCGAUUUCCCCAUAGCCAUCUUUGGCUCUUGGAGGAAUCUCUAAUGCAGGGGGCAAAGAAAAACUUGACCUCUGCCCUAGCGCUACUCUCGGGCGAUACCAAAAGCCCUCUGAAGCAGGUUGAAGCGUUGUGUAUGUUCGAAAAGAGUUUGAAUGCUAUGCAUCUUCAUAAAUAUGAAUUGUGUGCGGAAUCGUUUAUAGAAUGCGCUGACCUCAAUUCGUGGUCCCGAGCUUUAUAUUAUUACAUCGCCGCAUCAGCUCAUCUUGCCAUCUACCGGCAGAAUGCUCAGGAUUCGCCUUCUCUGGCCAAGGAGCAUGCUGCCAAAGCCGUUGAGUUAUUCCAAAAAGCUCCAUCCCAAGCAGGCAAAAAGAAAUUUAUGGCACGUCAACUUCCCUUUGAUGUAUUCGUGGCCCGGAAAAUCUCAAAAUGGGAAUCACGUGCCAAGGAAUGGAAUGUCGACUUUAUCGACGCGAUCGGCGUAGACCCGUUUGAAGAAAUGAUCUACUUUUGGAACGGCCACAGUCGCAUGAACAAGGAAGAGCUUGAAAAUUCUCUGAGAUGCUUAGAGUGGUCAGAGAGCGAGCAUAACAAACACUGGGAUCGUGAAAGUACAGACGAGCGUGCCAUUUUAGCUCUCCUCCGCGCUUCCAUAUUGCGUUUCCUGAGAAGACACGAUGAGUCGAAGAAACUCUUACAGUCCCAGAUCCUCGUGCACGACAGGGCGACAUUCAAAGGCCAUCUGAAAGAUGACUGGACUUGCCCAACUGCACACUACGAGAUGGCAGCAAAUUUGUGGAUGGAACGCUACGCGUAUCGCCCACUUUGUUCCACACCAGCAGAUGACCCUGCCAAUUCUCCAAGUCGGCCUGAAUCCGCCUCGGCAACAGACCCCAACUCUUCAUCGAAACCGUCAACUCCAGUUUCCUCCGAGCAUAUCCCCCGCUCAAACGAAAGCGUAGAAGCCCAUGACUGGCGUAAAGUUUGCGAGUGCAGAGAGUGGAUUGACAAGGUUGCGAAAUGGGAAACGUAUGAACUAGACGCCAGGGUGGGUCUCAAAGUUACCAUGGCAGAGGAGACGUUAGAGAAAUUUGAAGCGGCCAAUGCAAGCUAA